Molecule: messenger RNA, 741 nt
Organism: Symbiodinium necroappetens
Lineage: Eukaryota; Dinophyceae; Suessiales; Symbiodiniaceae
Source: the annotation of a GenBank genome assembly
AUGCCCUUGCAGGUUACGGGUGGAUGGACAGAUACGAAAUGUAAGGAUUUGUCCUUCGCAUCGUGGUCCUCGACCAAAGGUACCUGCGGAACCAAGGCGCUGGAUGGAGUACUGGUCGACGGUUGUUACUACCACAUGUGCAAGAAGGACGUUUCCGGCGACCAUGAGAUAAUGAUUCCCUUGGAGGCAAGCGAGUGUACCGGUAUCUCUUUGAGUCAAGCUCAGAGUCUGAUCGACAUGGAUGGCCUCCACUUUACGGACGUCAAUGGCAAAAACAGGACAGCCACCGCAGAUGAGGUCACCGUCAUCGGUGUGCACUACGGAGCCUUCUGGCUUGGAUCGGGCGUAUGCACCGUGACCCGCACGGACAAGUGCCUACCAGGUUUCAUUGUCAACAAGAGCACGGUGGUCCUCUUGAAAGAUAUGUCCAGCAUGUUCGUCGUGUAUGACGUGACGGAUCCCAGCGAUUUCAAGUCCUACAAACCCGACUUCGCAGCGGGAACCCUUACGGAAGCCAACUUACCAUCAGGGGUUGUCUACGACUUGUAUCGCAGCAAGGAGGCGCUGAACGCUGCGACCUGCGGGGGAAGCCGCGACAUCAUGUUCUCCGACCGUUUGGUUGGUUCUAUAGUUCUUGCUUCUCUGAGCCUUUGUUUGCGACUCUAUUGCCUGUGCCGUCGGAGGAGGCUCGCAGCGUCUCACAAUGUCCCGGGAACCGAACUUGUCUCGAAUCAGGCAUGA